UGUAGCACACACAGACACACAGACCAGAACAGACUGGGGGGAAGAGAGAGGGAAACAGACGCACUGCAAAAUCCAGACGCAUCAACAGCCACCCGAGCAGCUCAAACCACCACAGCAGAUGGGGCCCGGAUUGUUUUGGAACUUCUCUUCAAAGGCUAACUGCUCGGUGCCGCAGAGCCUGCUGCAGACCAUGUUGCUCUCCAGGAUGGCUGGGAUGAAGGAGCAGCAAUUUACUGAGGAGAAACCCCUACUGCAAGAACAAAGAGGACAAGACACUGAGAUGGAGAACUGUGAGACCCUGAUGCCCAUUGGAGACUGGAAGGAACAUGACAUUGAGACUCCUUAUGGGAUGCUUCAUGUGGUGAUCCGUGGUGCACCCAAAGGAAACAAGCCUGCCAUCCUCACCUACCACGAUGUUGGGCUUAACCACAAGCUGUGCUUCAACAGCUUCUUCCACAAUGAGGACAUGCAGGAGAUCACCAAGCACUUUGUGGUGUGUCAUGUGGAUGCUCCUGGACAGCAGAUUGGAGCCUCUCAGAUGCCACAGGGGUACCAGUACCCCACCAUGGACCAGCUGGCAGGCAUGCUGCCCAGUGUAGUGCAGCACUUUGGAUUCAAGAGCAUCUUGGGCAUUGGAGUUGGAGCAGGCGCCUACAUCCUGGCCAAAUUUGCUCUGAUCUUCCCUGACCUGGUGGAGGGCCUGGUGCUGCUCAACAUCGACCCCAAUGGGAAGGGCUGGAUCGACUGGGCUACUGGCAAGCUGUCUGGUUUCACCAGUGCUCUUCCAGACACUGUGCUGCCCCACCUCUUCAGCCAGGAGGAGCUGAUGAACAACACAGAGCUGGUCCAGAGCUACCGUCAACAGAUCAACAACACUGUCAACCAGGUCAACCUGCAGCUCUUCUGGAACAUGUACAACAGCCGUAGGGAUCUGGAGAUGAACCGCACCGGGACCAUCAUCAAUGCCAAGACCCUGAAGUGCCCCGUCAUGCUGGUUGUUGGUGACAACGCUCCAGCUGAGGAGGGAGUGGUUGAAUGCAAUUCCAAACUUGACCCAACCAACACCACCUUCUUAAAGAUGGCUGACUCUGGUGGACUCCCUCAGCUCACACAGCCUGGAAAACUGUCCGAAGCAUUCAAGUACUUCCUCCAGGGGAUGGGCUACAUUGCGUAUGUGAAGGAUCGGAGGUUGAGUGGUGGGCCAGUGCCCUCUGCCAGUAUGACCCGUCUGGCCCGCUCCCGGACGGCCUCCCUCACCAGUGGCAGCUCCAUUGAGAGUUCUCGUAUCCGGGGUUUUACACACUCUGACAGCAAUGAGGGCCAGGUCAGCCACACCAUGGAAGUGUCUUGCUGAACCCCCACACACACACAGACAGACGUGGGUUGGAGAUAGAGAGAGAGAGAGAGAGAGAGAGAGAGAGAGAGAGAGAGAGAGAGAGAGAGAGAGAGAGAGAGAGAGAGAGUAGUUUCUACUUUUAAAUGGUAGGUGGAGGAUGUCUUCUCUAUCUAUCUCUCUAUGUCUUUGUUGUAGUAUUACCCCAAAUCCAUCAGUAUUUGACAACUUCUGUCUCCUCCUCCCCUCAUUGUAAAAACUGACACCAACGUAUUACUCUUUUCCUUAAACUUUGUAAGCAGUUUUGCUUUUGUGUGUCAUUUGUGUUUUGCUCAGUGUCUUCUCCCCCCUUUGCCUUUUCCCUGCUCCCCUUGCCCUAAACCUGCCCCCCCUCCUCCUUCCACUCAGACCCAUCUGCCCCCUGGCACCCCUCCACUCAGGUCCCUCCCACACUCAUCCGCUUGUCUGAUGACAAUCUCUGUGAGGUGAUCAAUGAUGGUAGUUAAGUGGGUUGUAUGUAGUCAGUGAAGGUAGUUUGUCAUUGAAGAGAAGACAUUUUAGCAAGAGAACAUUUUGUUGUAGUUGGUACUAUUCAUCUUAUUUGCCUUGAACAAUAGGACAGCAGAGAUUAUGGGCCUUUGUCUGGGAGGUCCCAGAUUUAACAGAAAGCAGCACACAACCUAUUAUAUUUGAGAGAGUUUUACAUCACACAGUGGAUAUGCCUCUCUACCUGAAGGAUGCAUCUGUGUCACGGGCACCAGUAUUCCCACUCCACAUCCCCUGCCAUGUGGUUUUCCCAGGGAUUGUCAUACAGAAGCAUAAAUGAACGUAGUGUGAUUCUAUAUACCCUAUAGCCACUAGUGGGAGCAUCCAUUCCUAUAUAGUUAGUGUGGCCACGGUCAUCUCCACCUCCCCAACAUGGAAGUGGUUCUGCUGGGGAUCGGUUCUUAGUGGUCUCCCAAAUGACAAUCACGUUUUGACCCAAACCAAACCAGACCUAGGAGCCAAGGCAGAACCCGUUACAUAUGAGAUGUUCUUCUCUCAUGUCAGCACCACAAGACGGGAUGACAGCUGGCCUCUCCUUCUACAGCACUCAGCCCCACAUAAAGAAUAUACCAAAGCUACACACACACACUUACCUAUGAGGGCUGGGCUCUGUAAGGGAACCGAGCCAAAGUAUAUUGGCACUUAUUGACACACAGUAGCACAAAACACACGCGUGCCCACACAAACGUACGCAUACACGCAACCACACUGUCAAUGUGUCAUCACAAAACAAAUGUUAUUGUAUUUACAUCCAUACCCAUACAUAACUUACACAGAGAAUCAAUAUCCUAACAUCCCACAGACCUCUUUUUUCACAAUGCUAUUGAGCUGGAAUACUGGUCGUUGUGACUGGAGAGACGAGGUGUGUGCUGCUAUCUGCUGAGAUGGACUACCCAUUGAGUCAGGCUGGUCCUUUGAGGAACUGGGGUCCCUGAUCAUUUGCACUGUAAUCAUUUUCUACAUUUGAUUUGCAUUCCUUAUUUUCAGUAACAACUGCUGCCUGUCAUCUAUUUGAAUGUCAAUCUCUCUGUUUCCCCCAACAGGGGUGAAGUGGGAUAACUACUACCGCAGGGGUGCUUCCUGGGACUGUCUGUAAGGGGCAGGGCUUUUUUGGAGCCCAUUGCUCCAAGCUCGGAAUGUAGGGCAACACCCACCCCAACCAACUCCAACCAAAACCACAAGCUUCCCCGCCCCUCACAGACACAUCCAGUCGCCCCAAAAGGGCUAUCAGCUGAGGUCACUUUUCUGUUCAUAGUGCUGCCUAGCAACAGUGUACCAAUGUGCAAGGGACCCCAGGGGGGCUGCAGCGAAUAUUGUAGGAAAGAGCAGAGAUUCUAUCUGGAUAAAUGAGGCAUUUUCAUUUGUGAAGAUGCAGUGUGAGAGCGAAGGGUCUACAAAAUGUUCUGAAAAGGGGAUAAUAGAGGGGUGAUAAAACGUGUAAAUUGGGCUUCGGUGAGAGGAUAUUAGGACUAGUCAGAACAACAAACACUCCUUUCUACUCCUCCAAUCUGUUUUCAUGCCCCGGAGUGUGAUAUUCAACGUUGUUGCCAUGCAUUUUCUCUCUGUAAGACUACUGUUGCUGUCAGCUCUGUGCCGACCUGAUUCUGCCCCCUUCCUCAGUCUCAAACAUACUGCCUAGGGGACCCUGAAUGUAAUUUGUCCCUUUGAAAUGCUGUACAGAAUAGUCAAAGUGCCCCCUUCCAUCCACCCACCGCCAUUACUCCCUAGGGCUUGUACCUGCUAACCUGACCACCCUACACCCCAACUCCUUCCACGUCUUCCCUGCGCUGUAGAUACUCACUGUUUUUAGAGCAGGUUAACUGAAAGAGGACUCCAACACUAUUGUAUUGUGACACAUUCUGCAUUUUGGUUCCUCUUUCCUUGAGUUCCUCUUUUUAUAUAACAAUAGAAUGGAGUUAUCUGUGGUAUUACUGGUCCUCGUGUAUUAUCAUUACUAUAGUAUUAUUGAUUGAUUUAUAUUGAGGAAAAAGUUGUUUUCUGACUGUUUGGUUUCACAGGAGUCUCCCAGCAUUGUUUCUGUUCACAGAGAUAGUAGGGUUGAAUCUUACCUGCUUCGUCAUAAAAUGUGAAAUGUAAAGUUGAAAUAUAUGUACUGUAAGUGGUCUCUGUCGAUGUAUUGAACAUGUAAUGAAAACAAAUAAAAAACUGUCAGUAUAGUCA
Messenger RNA from Oncorhynchus masou masou (cherry salmon), 4060 nucleotides. RefSeq names its product protein NDRG4-like. Gene Ontology annotation, cellular component: cytoplasm. Gene Ontology annotation, biological process: positive regulation of ERK1 and ERK2 cascade; signal transduction. The transcript has 18 exons. The record is from RefSeq and is a predicted model, not a curated record. The coding region runs from base 119 to 1354 and encodes 411 amino acids. Lineage: Eukaryota; Metazoa; Chordata; Actinopteri; Salmoniformes; Salmonidae.